UUUAAUUCUUAUCACACGCUGAUAGUUGUAUCGUAGAUAAAAAAACUCCUUGAUUACAUUCAACGCGAUUGGAAUUUGAUAAAAGACACGAAUGAGUUAAAAAUAAUUCAAAAAUACGCAUAUAAAGCCAGAUUUUAUACAGUGUUCUCUGCAUUGAUUGUUUACCCGGGAACAUCCAUCUUUAUUUCAAUGAUAUUUGUACCAGAUAUUCUCAAUAUAUUAAUGCCAUUAGACAAACCUCGUCUACGACAAUUACCGGUUCAAGUAGAAGUGUUUUUUGAUAUAGAGAUUUAUUUUUAUGUUUUCUUUUUAUUUUUUAUAACGGUCGUUUUUUUGGGUAUGACAAUACUUAUGGCAACGGAAACUAUGUAUAUGACAUUUAUACAGCAUGCUUGUGGAUUGUUCGAACUCGUUAGCUGUCGUUUAACAUGUGCGUUGAACACAAAUUUAUCAGGAACAACACUUUUAAAAACUAAAUGCAAACUUUGCACUAAACUAUUACACGCUUUUCUCGCUCAUCAACACUGUUUAGAAUUUAUCAAGAUUGUGCAAUAUGAAUUUUCAACAUCAUAUUUUAUUCUGUGUAUACUUGGUGUGGCAUCGUUAAGUAUUAAUAUGUUUCGCUUUUUUCAUGCAAUCGAAAUACACAAUAUAGUUGAGGUUAUUUCAACUGGUUUAUUCGUAUUCGCUCACUUCUGUUAUACAUUUUACAUAAAUUAUUUUGGACAGGAUCUAAUCGAUCAAAGCGAAUGUUUUUUUCAACAGAUAUACAGUACACAAUGGUACACAGCGCCGAUAUGCGCUCAGAAAUUAUUAUUCAUAGCAUUGCAACGAAGCGCGAAAACCAGUAAGAUUGUCAUCGGCAGUUUAUUUGUUGCUUCGUUUGAAGGUUUUGCAACGCUUAUUAGUAUGUCAUUGUCUUAUUGCAUGGUUAUAUAUUCAGUUCGAACAUAAUCGUACGUAUUUACGACAGCGUAAAUGUAAUUAUCAAUAAAAAAUCUGAAAGUGUGAGUAGCACCAUCAAUACUUGUAAAUGA
This is a messenger RNA of Camponotus floridanus (Florida carpenter ant), 1037 nucleotides long. RefSeq lists its product as uncharacterized. Bases 190 to 954 code for a protein of 254 amino acids. The record is from RefSeq and is a predicted model, not a curated record. The transcript is spliced from 8 exons. Lineage: Eukaryota; Metazoa; Arthropoda; Insecta; Hymenoptera; Formicidae. Gene Ontology annotation, molecular function: odorant binding; olfactory receptor activity. Gene Ontology annotation, cellular component: plasma membrane. Gene Ontology annotation, biological process: detection of chemical stimulus involved in sensory perception of smell; sensory perception of smell.